CCGAGUUUCUUUACGCCUCUUUUUUACUUAGUGUCUUAUGUGAUCUCUCUUCUCUUUUGUUUCCUCUUCUGCAUGCAGUUGCUGUACUGCGUUACAGUACCUACUUGACCAUCCUGGUACUCACAGGUGCUGAAAACUUGCUGGAAACAUGGGGUCUGAAAACCCAAGUCCACAGAACCCGGGCUGUAAGAUCAUGACCUUUCGUCCCACCCUAGAGCAAUUUCGGGACUUUGCGAAAUAUGUUGCCUACAUUGAAUCGCAAGGAGCUCACAGGGCAGGACUUGCCAAGGUGAUUCCUCCCAAGGAGUGGAAACCCCGAAGGAGCUAUGAUGACAUAGAUGACAUGGUUAUCCCAGCACCUAUUCAACAGGUGGUGACUGGACAGUCAGGGUUAUUCACCCAGUAUAACAUACAGAAGAAGCCCACAACUGUAGGAGAAUACCGGCGCCUAGCCAACAGUGAGAAGUAUUGUACUCCUCGCCACCAAGAUUUUGAAGACCUGGAACGCAAAUACUGGAAGAAUCUAACGUUUGUCUCACCAAUUUAUGGGGCAGAUAUCAGUGGCUCGCUGUAUGAUGCAGAUGUGGAAGAGUGGAACAUCGGUAACCUGAACACCCUGUUGGACAUGGUGGAGCAUGAGUGUGGGAUUAUCAUUGAAGGCGUAAAUACCCCCUACCUCUAUUUUGGAAUGUGGAAGACAACCUUUGCAUGGCACACUGAGGACAUGGAUCUCUAUAGCAUCAACUACCUGCAUUUUGGGGAGCCCAAAUCCUGGUAUGCCAUACCCCCGGAGCAUGGCAAGCGGCUGGAGCGCCUGGCAAAAGGAUUUUUCCCAGGAAGCUCUCAGGGAUGCGACGCCUUUCUCCGUCACAAGAUGACCCUCAUUUCACCCUCCAUCUUGAAGAAAUAUGGCAUCCCGUUUGACCGGAUCACUCAAGAAGCCGGAGAAUUUAUGAUCACAUUUCCUUAUGGCUACCACGCUGGCUUCAAUCAUGGCUUCAACUGUGCAGAAUCCACCAAUUUUGCCACACUGAGGUGGAUCGACUAUGGGAAAAUGGCUACUCAGUGCACUUGCCGCAAAGACAUGGUGAAGAUUUCCAUGGACGUCUUUGUGAGGGUUCUGCAACCAGAACGUUACGACUUGUGGAAACAAGGGAAAGACAUCGCUGUCUUGGAUCACAUGAAACCCACGGCUCUGACCAGUCCAGAGCUAGACGCCUGGAAUGAGACAAAGUCUGAGCUGAAAUCUAAACUGCUCCGUAGGUCUCACAGGAAAAGAAGCCAACCCAGAAGGCAUAAAACGGAGGAUCAGAAGUCCCUCGGAGAAGUGAUGGCUAUCGAGACUGUCUUGGAUGAGGUGAAAGUAAAAGAGGAGCUGAAAAGAGGGCCAGACCUAGAUGAAGAGGAAAAAAGCAAAGCGACGGAAGGGGGAGAAGGAGACUGCAAGGUAAAGACCCGUCCUCCAAAAGUAAAAGGGGAGAGGAGGAAGAAGAAUCACCUCCAUCAGCACCACCAUCCUCACCAUCACCACCACCACCACCACCACCACCUGCAGUCACCCCCACCUCCACUGCAGCAACAGCAGCCUCCACCACCGCCUCCACCUCCCCCUCCUCCACCGCCACAGCAGCCCGCAGAGGAAGAGACACCACCAGCACGGCCGCUGGUCCCCGUAGCAGCAGCAGCCACAGCCGAGAAGAGCUUACCCCCCGUGCCCCUCAACAUCAUCCAGCCCUCGGAAGUGCCAAACGAGGUAGAUGACUUUAAGCCCCGGCCCAUCAUUCCCAUGCUUUAUGUGGUUCCGCGGACCAAAAAGGUGGUGUUUGACAAAGAGCGCAUGUCCUGCCAGCAGGCCUUUGAGCAGUUCGCCACGCAGAAGGGCCUGGGUUGGCGGGAGCAGGCUGUUCCUGGAGAGCUUCCCGUGAAGGAAGAGGAGAGUGCAGAAGCUGAAAAUGCUGAGGUUGCCACAGAGGCCAGCGAUUUACAGACUGCUGCUGCUUUCUCAAAGAUGAAGAUGGAGAUAAAGAAAAGUCGCCGCCAUCCACUAGGCAAACCACCAACCCGUUCCCCUCUCUCAGUGGUUAAGCAGGAGGCAUCAAGUGAUGAGGAAACAUUUCCAUUUUCUGGGGAGGAAGAUGUGAGUGACCCAGAGGCUUUGAAGUCUUUACUUUCCCUCCAGUGGAAGAAUAAAGUACAUAAUUUCCCAGCUGAGAGAAAAUUCAAUGCAGCUGCUGCCCUGAGUGAGCCAUAUUGUGCAGUCUGUACACUCUUCUACCCAUAUAACCAGUCUUUGCAGGUGGAUAAAGAGGCUAUCCAGGUCUCUGUAGGAGAGAGCCCCUCCCUGCUCCAGCUUUCCAAGUGUGGCCAGAAGACCAAGCCUCUGAUUCCUGAGAUGUGCUUUACUUCAAGUGGUGAAAACACAGAACCCCUUCCUUCAAACUCCUACAUUGGUGAAGAUGGAACCAGCCUCUUAAUAUCCUGUGCCAAGUGCUGCCUGCAGGUCCAUGCUAGCUGUUAUGGAAUACGUCCAGAUCUGGUGAAUGAAAGUUGGUCUUGUUCACGGUGCUCAGCCAAUGCAUGGGCAGCGGAUUGCUGUCUAUGUAAUCUCAGGGGUGGAGCUCUUCAGAUGACCACUGAUGGACGGUGGGUCCAUAUAAUCUGUGCUAUCGCUGUCCCAGAGGCCCAUUUUCUCAAUGUAAUAGAACGCCAUCCUGUGGACAUCAGUGCUAUUCCAGAGCAGAGGUGGAAACUGAAAUGCAUAUACUGUCGGGAGCGGAUGAAGAAGGUGUUGGGUGCUUGCAUUCAGUGCUCCUACGAGCACUGCUCCACUUCCUUUCACGUGACCUGCGCCCAUGCCGCAGGGGUACCCAUGGAGCCAGAUGAUUGGCCCUACGUUGUGUCCAUCACUUGCUUCAAACACAAAGCAGCCAACCACAACAUCCAGUUUCGGAGGGAGAUAUCGUUGGGUCAGACAGUGAUCACAAAGAACCGAAACGGACUUUACUACAGGUGUAAAGUGAUUGGCAUGACAACACAGACCUUCUACGAGGUCAACUUUGAUGAUGGCUCCUACAGUGACAAUGUGUAUCCAGAAAGCAUUACAAGCAGAGACUGCGUCCAAAUGGGACCCCCUCCAGAGGGUGAGGUGGUUCAGCUACAGUGGACUGAUGGAAUAGUCUGUAAGGCCAAGUUCAUCGCAGCCCAGAUCAGUCAGAUAUAUCAGGUGGAGUUUGAAGAUGGUUCCCAGCUGAUGGUAAAGCGUGGUGAUAUUUACACCUUGGAGGAAGAGCUUCCCAAGAGAGUGAAAUCCCGCUUGUCUCUCAGCACUGGGGCUCCACAGGAAGAGAUGUUUUCAGGAGAUGAAGUGAAGGCAGCCAAGCGCCCCCGGGUCGGCAAUUCCAGGAAUCCCGAGGACUAUGGACAGAACCCAGAUUACCUGGCCUUCAUGGAGACCCUGUUGCAGACGCAGUACCAGCCAGGAACUCAGAGCAACAUGUUUUAAUUAAAAGAAAAAGGAAAAGAAAAAACCCUUUUCAACCUUACGGAAAAAUAAUCAGGAAACUGUGGAACAAAAGGCCAGCCCCGUGCAAUAGCCUGCUGUGAAUUCUUCUCAUCUGCUCUUGGUUGGGACUACAAGACGAUCGUGUCUGGCUACAGGCUACCUCUACUCUGCUAGACACAUUGCUGACCAAUAAAUAGGGAGCUCGAAACUCCGUCGGACAGCAUUUCACAUGGAGACUCCGGAUGCGUGCGCUCGUGGAGCUUAGCGCCGGGCUCCUCUUUUUUUUUUUUUUUUGUUUUUUUUAAGGGUUGGAAGGGGUUAACAUUGCAAGAUGAAAUGACUCAGAUUUUUAAACCAUGUCAAACUCUUUUUGUCUUUGAAAGGUGCUAUUUCACUGACUACUGAAGCAGCCUUUGGAAUUGUGAUUUCUGUACAUAUGAAUCACCUUUGUGACGUUUUCUAUAAAUGAGCAUUAUUAAAAAAAAAAUAAGAAAAAAAAAAAGAAAAACAAAUGCAAACAAAAACAAAUAAAAAGAAUAAAUAGGGAGAUGACAAUUUCCGCAGAUCACUUUUCUAGACAGUGGCUUUAAAACAGGAGAAAAAAAAAAAAGUCAUUUUCUUUUCCCUUCCCCCUGCGACAGAAUUGUGGUAAAUGGCAAUGGGGAGAGUGAAUAAGAGCAGGCAUCCUGGGAAGCUUUUCUUUUUCUUUUUCUUUUCUUUUGUUUCAAGAACCGUUCUGUUUUGUCAUUUUGGAGGAGUGGGGAAAGAAAUGUCUCAUAGCUGGAAUGUUUUGGCAGCAGGUUGCUACGGAUAGAUGAUGGAUGUGUGCAUUUCUGCCCUGUCUUUGGGAAGGAGCAACUAGCGGGACAUUGGGUUUUUACCCCCACCCUGCUUUUGUUGCGUCUCUCUCAUUUCCUUUCCCCCCUGUUGCAGGCACAGUUACUCUCCAGCCUCCAAUGCGCGUGGCUUGUGGCUCAUGCCUUCACCGAGCUGGCAGGUGUUGUGUUGCUCCAUGUGUUUGGUCCUUUAGGAACCACCCCCUUGCCCCAGCACAGACUGGGCUGAAUGGGGGUUGUUCUGGCUCCUGGGGGGGUCUGGGUAUCCGCAGACCCCCAGAGGAGCCGUGUUUUCUUUUCUUCCUCCUCUGUUUUUGAGCUGUGCUGCUUACCAGUGCGAGAAUCAUUCCUUGACAGAAGCCUUGGAGGUGUGCGUGUGUGUGUGUGUAUAUAUAUAUUUUUUUUCCCAUUAAAGAAGAAAUUCCCCAAACACCUUUGAUUGUUGUGACAUCUUUUACCUAGAUAAGAAGUGAGCCUUUGAGAUGCUCCUGGGGAAGCGGAUUGAGAGCCUGGCACUUGUUCGGGCUCAGUUCGUUAAGUAUUAAAUGAGUAUUAAAGAUGGAAACAAAUCUUAAAAUAUUGAGUGGGCAGCACCCACUCAAGCGCUUUGAUCACCUCCUGUAGAGCUGUACAGUAUUGUGUAAAGGACCUGAUGCAAAGCCCCCUGAAGCCGGUGGAAUAGCUCCCAUUGACUUCCGCAGGGUUUGCAUCUGGUUUGAAGUAAAGAAAAAAUGUAGGCUUAGUGUGGAACGGCAAGGAAGGUGAGGCUUCUGGAGCAUGGGGGCCGGGGGGAGCACGGUACUUGUAUGGCACCCUUCAAACCCACCCACCUGAAUGCCGUGGCUUGUCAGGAGCCACUGCAAGACGGCAGAGCUAUCCAGGAGAUGUGUCCUCAGCAACCUUUUCCACUCGCAUCCCAAAAAAUAAUGCACGGGGGAAGAACCGCGUUUUCUCGUUGAGCCCCUUUGCAACAUGGACAGUGUGUUUUGGGUUUUUUUUUUGUGUGAUUUGUAAAGUGGCUGUAUAUUCAGAAAGAUAUUUAGGAGAGGAAGGGAAGAUGUGGGAAUAAUUUGGGACUAACAGAUGGUAGAUUAGCAUUUUAAGAGACUAGAUGGAUGUUCAAAUGUCUCCGAGAGAAUGGAAAAAGUCCCUCCUCCUCUGGGGGAACUGGAUUUCCUUUCACUUCUUGCUGCCUCGAGAACCUUUUUUUUUUUUUCUUUUUUCUUGUCUUUGAUGUAUUUUAUUUAAAGAAAGAAAGAAAGAAAAGACAGUUUGAAGUCCUUUAGGUUGUUUUAAGUUUUCAAUUUCUCCAAAUAAAUCUUGUCUCAAAAAAAAACCAAACAAAAAAAGGAAAUGGCCUGAGGUCGAUUUUAUAAAAUAUACUUUAAAAAAAAAAACCAGAAAAAAAAAGAUGGCGAGUAUCUUAAAAGCCUCUGUUCGUACAUCGUUUUGGUGGGAAGAAGAAGAAUUAGAACCUAGAGCCCCUUUCCUUUAUUUGCUGCUGCACCUCUAUAGCAAUUACUCUACACAGCUGUCUCUUGUUGGCUGGGUAAUGAUUUAAGGGAUAAUUUGCUUGUAUAAAAGAAAAAAAGAAAAAAAGGAUGUUUUAAUGGUGGCAAGGCCACAGAGAAAUAUUUAAAACAACUGAAAGAGAAUUUAAACAGCAGAGGAUUCAUUUUUGGACUGGGGUUGGGGUGGGGGGAUCGGGUGGCUGUGAGCAAUAGGGGGGAGGGGGGAAAUUGCCUCUGCAUGUUAAGGUCCUGACUGAAAUAGCACCAUUACUGUAUUCAUAUGUAGUACCUUUUUAAAUACUAUUUAUAUUGUAAAAACGCAAAAAGUGUGUUUCCCUGUCCCCAUAUUCAGAUGCUGAGUUAUGUUUAACGUGAAUCUGGAAAUGUAGAAUGCCCUUCCUUGUUGCUGGGAUUUUCCUUUUUGUUUUAUUUUGGAGUCCUCUUUUUUUCCCCUCCUUUUUUUUCUCUCUUUUUUUUUUUUUUCCAUUUUGGUUUAGAAAUGAUUUGUGCAGAUUAACUAUGAUGACCAUGUUGAAGGCCGCGGUGCAUCAGCCUAUGAAAAGGAAAUAGGAAAUGCAUAUUUUCCUUCCCCCUCCUUUCCCCAUUCCCAGUGAAAUAUAUUUGUAAGUGUCUGAUUAUGUGCUAUAAAAUAUUGAUUUUUUUUUCCUCUUAGAUUAA
Molecule: messenger RNA, 6527 nt
Organism: Alligator sinensis (Chinese alligator)
Lineage: Eukaryota; Metazoa; Chordata; Crocodylia; Alligatoridae
Gene: KDM4B
Product: lysine demethylase 4B
Exons: 22
Coding region: 149-3502 (1117 amino acids)
Biological process (GO): chromatin remodeling
Cellular component (GO): nucleus
Molecular function (GO): histone H3K9 demethylase activity
Source: RefSeq, a predicted model, not a curated record